AUGACCCGAUGCAUGCCGCGUGGCUGGCACGGCCCGUUUAAAUCGUGUCGUGCCGUUUUGACGGGCCGGCGGACCGGCCUGUUUAGCCCGGCCCGUUUGGCCAGGUAUACAUCCAGCACCCACUGCUCACUAGGCCACUACCACAAGGGACAGGCCCCUCGGGAAGCCAAAACAUCAAAGAGCCGUCAGUUGUCAGCAGUCCACUGCUACACUCCUGCGAGCGGAAGCGUGCGAAAACAAACAGGACGCCGGCCGGCCGGCACGAGCGGCGACGCCAUGCCUUCCUCCUCGUCCUCCCUCGAGCCGGACCACGGCGCCGCCCUCCGGAGGCAAGGCGACACCGAGGGCGUCGUCUCCUUCCUGCGAACGCAGCACGACGUUGACGCGGUGUGCGAGAAGUACGGCGUCCCCAAGGACCGGUACCCCGCGCGCCCCGCCGGCGACCUGCGCGCGAGCUCGCCCCCGCCGGCGGGAUGCGUCUGCGUGUACGCGGACGCGCUGGAGGCCGGGAUGCGCUUCCCGCUGCACGGCUUCUUCUGCGACGUGCUCGCCCAUUUCGGCAUCGCGCCGACCCAGCUCGCGCCCAACGGGUGGCGCAUCAUGGCGGGCUUCCUGGUGCUCUGCCACUCCGCCGGCGUGCCGCUGUCGCUUCCCGUGUUCCGGUACUUCUUCCUGCUGUCCGCCCUCAGCCACAAGCACAAGGGGUGCUACUUUUUCCGAUCCAGGGACGACUCCGGCCUGCGCUUCAAGGGGAUGCCUAACUACAUCAAGGACUGGAAGAAGUCGUUCUUCUUCCUGUCGUCGCCGGAGCCGUGGCCUUUCCCCGUGGAGUGGGGCGAGCCGUCCAAGAGCUCUUUCAAGGAGCCGGUGCUUAACAGCGAGGGGAAGAAACACGCGGCGAAGCUACUGCGCACUUACGCUGGCGCCGCUGUUGACAUCGACACAUGCCUCUCCGACAGCAACCUUGCAGCCGCCAUGGCAUCUGCCGCUUCUCCGCCGCCGCCUUCUUUUACUCGCAUUUCUACCGAUUCCAAAGGCAUGGACCCCUCCGUCUACGAGAUGAUGAAGAAUAUGCUGGCGAAGAAGGCGGCCGCUCAGGCGUCGGAGUCGGGGAAGAAGGUGAAAGCCGAAGCGCCGGGCAGCCGCGCAACAGGGUCGCCGCCAUUGUGCGCAAAGAAGAGGAAUCUGGAGGGAGCCACAAGCGAGGAGGCCCCGCCUCGUUCCCUUCUGAACAAGCCGCUGUCCGGCAUGUCUUCGCCACCGCCCGGUUUUCCCAUCAGCCACGACGGAGACGGCACGGACUGGGAGGCUGCACGGGAGCUGCUGCAGGGAGCCGUGGCGCCGCCGCAGCACCGCGUGUUUGCGGCGAGCGAGCCGUCGGAUGUCGUCGCGUCGAGCUAUGUUACGAUUCUCCAGGCGGCGAACUACGUGUCGUCCUCCUUAGGCUACGCGCUGGAGCUGGAAGAGAAGCUAGCGGCGCGGGACGCGGAGGUUGCGGCGCUAGAGAAGCAGCUGUCGGAGUCGAAGAGAGAACUCGCCGCGGCGAGGGCGGAGCGGGACGGUGCGAGAGGUGCGCGGGCGGCGGCUCGCGGAGCACGCGCUGGAGCGCGGGAAGAGCGGUAGGAGAGCGGCACGGAGGACAUGAGCCUACUAGACUCGUUGUCUCAUGCACAAAGAAAAAAUGAACUGUUAGAAUGGCGACCCAAGUUUCUUAAUUUCGUAAAGUCUCGGUUGUUGAAUUUCAGCCUUGUGAAAUACUCAUUCAGCUUGACGAACUUUCUUCAGAUCAAAGUCUAGUAUACCUGAA
Hordeum vulgare subsp. vulgare (domesticated barley) is the source of this 1807-nucleotide messenger RNA. RefSeq lists its product as uncharacterized. Lineage: Eukaryota; Viridiplantae; Streptophyta; Magnoliopsida; Poales; Poaceae. The transcript has 3 exons. The record is from RefSeq and is a predicted model, not a curated record. The coding region runs from base 1 to 1623 and encodes 540 amino acids.